This is a messenger RNA of Phodopus roborovskii (desert hamster), 3501 nucleotides long. RefSeq names its product contactin 2 (gene Cntn2). The record is from RefSeq and is a predicted model, not a curated record. Gene Ontology annotation, biological process: cell-cell adhesion; brain development. NCBI's taxonomy places the organism in Eukaryota, Metazoa, Chordata, Mammalia, Rodentia, Cricetidae. Gene Ontology annotation, molecular function: cell-cell adhesion mediator activity. The transcript is spliced from 23 exons. Bases 1 to 3501 code for a protein of 1166 amino acids.
AUGGGGACACCGGGCAGGAAAAAGCCAUGCUUGCUGCUGGUGGUGCUGGCCACGGGGGCCCUGGUCUCCUCUCCAGCACGGAGUUUUGUCCAGGGAACCCCAGCCACCUUUGGACCUGUCUUUGAAGACCAGCCUGUAGGCUUGCUAUUCCCAGAGGAGUCCACAGAGGAUCAGGUGACACUGGCGUGCCGUGCCCGAGCUAGUCCUCCAGCCACCUAUAGGUGGAAGAUGAACGGCACUGAUAUGAACCUGGAACCCGGUUCUCGUCACCAGCUGAUGGGGGGUAAUCUGGUCAUCAUGAGCCCCACCAAGGCACAGGAUGCCGGUGUCUACCAGUGCCUAGCCUCGAACCCAGUGGGCACUGUCGUCAGCAAGGAGGCUGUCCUCCGCUUCGGCUUUCUGCAGGAAUUCUCCAAGGAAGAGAGAGACCCUGUGAAAACUCAUGAGGGCUGGGGGGUGAUGCUGCCCUGUAACCCUCCUGCUCACUACCCAGGUUUGUCCUACCGCUGGUUACUCAAUGAGUUCCCCAACUUCAUCCCAACGGAUGGGCGCCACUUCGUGUCGCAGACCACAGGGAACCUAUAUAUCGCCCGGACCAAUGCCUCAGACCUGGGCAACUACUCUUGUCUGGCCACCAGCCACAUGGACUUCUCUACCAAGAGUGUCUUCAGCAAGUUCGCACAGCUCAACCUGGCUGCUGAAGAUCCCCGGCUCUUUGCUCCGAGCAUCAAAGCCAGGUUCCCCCCAGAGACCUAUGCUCUGGUUGGACAGCAGGUCACCCUGGAAUGCUUUGCCUUCGGGAACCCUGUUCCCAGGAUCAAGUGGCGCAAAGUGGACGGUUCUUUGUCCCCUCAGUGGGCCACAGCAGAGCCCACCCUGCAGAUCCCCAGCGUCAGCUUUGAAGAUGAGGGCACCUAUGAAUGUGAGGCAGAGAAUUCUAAGGGCCGUGACACCGUCCAGGGACGCAUCAUUGUGCAGGCUCAGCCUGAAUGGCUCAAGGUGAUCUCAGACACAGAAGCCGACAUUGGUUCCAACCUGCGUUGGGCCUGUGCAGCGGCAGGCAAGCCUCGGCCCAUGGUGCGCUGGCUGAGAAAUGGGGAGCCACUGGCCUCUCAGAACCGGGUGGAGGUCUUGGCUGGAGACCUGCGAUUCUCUAAGCUGAGCCUGGAGGACUCUGGCAUGUACCAGUGUGUGGCAGAAAAUAAGCAUGGUACCAUCUAUGCCAGUGCUGAGCUGGCUGUACAAGCCCUGGCCCCUGACUUCAGGCAGAACCCUGUGAGACGGCUCAUCCCCGCAGCCCGAGGCGGAGAGAUCAGCAUCCCCUGCCAGCCUCGCGCAGCCCCAAAGGCUACAAUACUCUGGAGCAAGGGCACUGAGAUUUUGGGGAACAGUACCAGAGUGACUGUAACUUCAGAUGGCACCUUGAUGAUCAGAAACAUCAGUCGAUCCGAUGAAGGCAAAUACACCUGCUUUGCUGAGAAUUUCAUGGGCAAAGCUAACAGUACUGGGAUCUUGUCUGUACGCGAUGCAACCAAGAUCACUCUAGCUCCUUCAAGUGCUGACAUCAAUGUGGGCGAUAACCUGACCCUACAGUGCCAUGCCUCCCACGAUCCCACUAUGGAUCUCACAUUCACCUGGACCCUGGAUGACUUUCCCAUUGACUUCGAUAAGCCUGGAAGCCACUACCGGAGGGCCAGUGUGAAGGAAACUAUUGGGGACCUGACCAUCCUGAAUGCCCAGCUACGCCAUGGAGGGAAAUACAUGUGCAUGGCCCAGACGGUGGUGGAUGGUGCAUCCAAGGAGGCCACAGUCCUGGUCCGAGGUCCCCCAGGUCCCCCGGGAGGUGUGGUGGUGAGAGACAUUGGAGACACCACUGUCCAGGUUAGCUGGAGCCGUGGCUUUGACAAUCACAGCCCCAUUGCCAAGUACACGCUGCAGGCUCGCACUCCACCUGCUGGGAAGUGGAAGCAGGUUCGGACCAAUCCUGCGAACAUCGAGGGUAAUGCCGAGACGGCCCAGGUGCUGGGCCUCAUGCCUUGGAUGGACUAUGAGUUUCGGGUUUCAGCCAGCAACAUCUUGGGCACUGGGGAGCCCAGCGGGCCAUCCAGCCGAAUCCGGACCAAGGAGGCAGUCCCCUCAGUGGCACCAUCAGGACUCAGUGGAGGGGGCGGAGCUCCUGGAGAGCUCACCGUCAACUGGACACCCGUGUCACGGGAGUACCAGAAUGGAGAUGGCUUCGGCUACCUGCUGUCCUUCCGCAGGCAAGGCAGCUCCAGUUGGCAGACCGCCAGGGUGCCCGGUGCUGAUGCCCAAUACUUCGUCUACAGCAACGACAGCAUCCAUCCCUACACACCCUUCGAGGUCAAGAUUCGAAGCUACAAUGGCCGGGGGGAUGGGCCCGAGAGCCUCACUGCGCUUGUGUACUCAGCAGAGGAAGAGCCCAGGGUGGCCCCUGCCAAGGUCUGGGCCAAGGGGUCCUCAUCUUCAGAGCUGAGUGUGAGCUGGGAGCCUGUGCAGCAAGACAUGAAUGGCAUUCUCCUGGGAUAUGAGAUUCGCUACUGGAAGGCGGGAGACAACGAAGCGGCCGCAGACCGAGUGAGGACCGCAGGGCUCGACAGCAGUGCCCGAGUCACCGGCUUGUACCCCAACACAAAGUACUACGUAACUGUGAGGGCCUACAACCGGGCGGGCACUGGACCAGCCAGCCCGUCGGCCGAUGCCAUGACCAUGAAGCCCCCACCACGGAGGCCCCCUGGCAACAUCUCCUGGACUUUCUCAAGCUCCAGCCUUAGCCUUAAGUGGGACCCCGUGGUACCUCUCCGAAAUGAAUCCACAGUCACCGGCUACAAGAUGCUGUAUCAGAAUGACUUACACCCAACUCCUACACUCCACCUCACCAGCAAGAACUGGAUAGAGAUCCCAGUGCCUGAAGACAUUGGCCACGCCCUGGUACAGAUUCGAACCACGGGGCCCGGAGGGGAUGGGAUCCCAGCCGAGGUCCACAUCGUGAGAAACGGAGGUACUGCCCCUCCCCUCUCUACCCCUCAGCUGCACAAGCAUGAUGGUGGAGAACGCAGCUGCCCGCCCCACCCACCCUGGCCCCAUGCUCUCCUGCGUGAUGGUACUGAUGCUGCUCGUUGGCUACCAGCUCUGAUCUUACCACUGCCCGCCACACCCAAGCUGGACACCCACCCCAAUGGACACAGCCGCUGGCCACAGCCCCCCUCCAACGCCAGCCACAGUGGCCCAGCACUGAGCUGGGCUGUGCACCUAUGCCUGCCUCCGCCUCCCAUAAUUCAGGCCCUGGAAACCGACCCUCAACACAGCAUCCGUUCUUUGUCCUGGGAUGAAAAGGCCUCUGAGAAGGGCCAGCGUCAGUGUGGCCCUGCCUGCUUUCGGGAGUACCCUCCAACACCUGCUCACAUCUGCUCCCCAAACUGCCUCGACUACUCUGAUUCCCCAGAAGGAAACGGGGCUAAUAAAGGGGGCAGCCUUCCUUGA